AUGUUUAUUUCGUUAAAGCAAGCAAUCACAAAAUUGAAAAAUUUAUUUAAAUGGCCGAGGUUAAAAUUUAAACAAUUUUUAGCCGCUCUGCUUGCGUUGGCGCUUGUGUUUAUCGCGUGGCAGGUGUGGUGUCAAGAUCCCGAGGAACCGCUCGUGCCGCGGACGUUACGUAGUUUCAUUAGGUUCCGAGAAGGUUACACGAUAAGACCAGUAAUUCGUAACCAGCAUCAACUAGAUCAACUCGCUACGCGUAUAGAACGCCUCAAUCAUGAUGCGGAAAUCUUCAACUGGAACCGCUGCGGCCGCCUCCGCGACGACACCGACAUUUUUCUCAUUCAAGUGCACAAAGAUAUAGAACGACUCCAAUACUUAAUCGUCUCUCUCGGUCAAGUCAGAUACAUCAAAAAUGCUAUGCUUAUAUUUUCCCAUAGCUACUACGAUGAUAAAAUAAACAAAUUAAUUCGCAGUAUAAGGUUUGCCAAAGUAAUGCAGAUCUUCUAUCCCUAUUCCAUGCAACUGAACCCUGACAAAUUCCCUGGCGCGGACUCGGAAGACUGCAAUGGCAGUGUGACGUGCGUCGGCCGGGACGCACUCCGCGCCGAGCGUAAACACCAUUGGUGGUGGAAGGCGCACUUUGUUUUUCACAGCUUCGACUGGUCGGAAAGCCAUCGCGGCAUGGUUACUUUCCUGGAAGAAGACGAUUACGUGCUCCCUGACAUAUUGUACAUACUCAAGUACGCGCGGCAAGCGCUCAAAUACUUUACAUCUGUGGACGUGAUCUCUUUCGGUCGGCUAUGGGCGAGGGGGCUCGAUUACGACCUGCUAACGGUGGAUACGUGGCGACCGCCUUACGACAGGGGUCUGACGUUCAACCGCACGGCGUGGCUAAAGAUCGUCGCCCUGGCGUCGCACUUCUGCUUUUACGACGAUUCGAGCUGGAGUUACUCGUUGAUGAAUCUGUUCGGGCAGUUUCCGCGAGGUUACUCAGAUAUGGUGGCGACGGUUGUUGCUCGCGUACACGCGACACGUGAUUUCCCGAGCGGGUGGGCGGCGGCGGCUCGGUUGUCGAGGGCGCCGCGCCGCGGCAUGUUCCCUCGGGCGGUGCGCGCGGUGGUGAUGUUCGGUAGCGCGGGGCGGCUGCGGCGCGAGUGGCACCCGCCCCCCCGCGGCGACGGCGGCUGGGCCGACCUCCGCGACCACAUGCUCUGUCUCGACCCGCUCCAAGCCACCACCACCGACACGUCCACCGAUACCACUUACAUGUUCGAACUUACCAAAAUGAAAAAUGUGUCGCGUCCACAAUGA
This is a messenger RNA of Diatraea saccharalis (sugarcane borer), 1305 nucleotides long. NCBI's taxonomy places the organism in Eukaryota, Metazoa, Arthropoda, Insecta, Lepidoptera, Crambidae. The record is from the annotation of a GenBank genome assembly.